UAGUAAUAGUAUCUGCUUCAUUUGAGGCCUGCAUCACACCACCCUGUUGUUGAUUGGAUUUAUUUCCUAUAACGCUAUGUGGUUUUAUUGCUUACAUAAUUAUCUUUCCUAAUUCCUAAGGCGACGACGUAGUAAACAUGGAGGUCUUUGUUGUGUCGCCGUUUUCAAGGUUUAUUCACGGUACCGUUCCACACGAGUCGACUGUCAACGACCUGAUAGGACUGUUUAACCCCGGAGAGGGCAUCUCGUGUGUGGACUUCUACGUGAAGAACAAUGGCCGAAUAUCAGCUGGUGAUGAGAGACUGCAAGCUGGAGCGGUUUAUCGCCUCGAGCCUCGCUUAUGUGGCGGCAAAGGAGGUUUCGGCUCCAUGCUGCGAGCUCUCGGGGCGCAGAUCGAGAAAACCACUAACCGAGAGGCCUGCAGAGAUCUGAGUGGGCGCAGACUCCGAGAUGUCAAUCACGAAAAAGAAAUGGCGGAGUGGCUGAAAAAGCAGGCCGACCGUGACGCGGAGAAGGAACAACGGCGCUUGGAGCGGAUUCAGAGGAAACUGGCCGAGCCCAGACACCGUUUCACGGACACGGAGUACGAGCGGCAGUGUCACAAUCUCUCCGAGAGGCUGGAGGACUCUGUGCUUAAAGGCAUGCAGGCUUCAUCCAGCGGCGUGGUACGGGCAGAAGAAAAGCCACUACGUAAACGCCCAGCUACCAAAAACGGAAACACGUCUUCAAAGAAGAAAUGCUUCUGGACCAACCUCGAGGACCUUGAGGACGUGGACAGUUCGGAAGGUGAGAGCGAUGAGAGUGAAGCUGAAGCUUCUUCCUCGUCCUCGUCUUCUGGCGCUGGCCCUUCCUGCAGCUCUCGGCAAGCAGCAGUACCGACAACGACAACUAGGGAGCAGGAGAAAGCAGAGUCUCAGGACCGACCCAGCAGCAGCAGUUCCAGCGCCGGCUCAGCGCCCUGCUCCCCGUCUCCCAGCCAGGAGAAAGCAGAGUCUCAGGACCGACCCAGCAGCAGCAGUUCCAACACCGGCUCAGCGCCCUGCUCCCCGUCUCCCAGCCAGGAGAAAGCAGAGUCUCAGGACCGACCCAGCAGCAGCAGUUCCAACACCGGCUCAGCGCCCUGCUCCCCGUCUCCUAGCCAGGAGAAAGCAGAGUCUCAGGACCGACCCAGCAGCAGCAGUUCCAACACCGGCUCAGCGCCCCGCUCCCCGUCUCCCAGCCAGGAGAAAGCAGAAAAGAACGAAGAACCUGGACAGAUGGAGUGCAGUGAAAAAGAAGACAACACGCAGAACGUCAGCAAUCAACAGGAAUCUGAGAAGGACAGAACUGUGGAGACGAAAGAUUGCGCAGACACACAGCCAGUUUAUCCAGAGGAAGCGGACACUCCAUUAAACCUGCUGUCUGUGAGCGGGGUGGAGGAGCUGGAGGCUCUGGGUCUGGAGCGGCUGAAGGCCGAGCUGAUGAAUCGAGGGAUGAAGUGUGGAGGGACACUGCGAGAGCGUGCCGCUCGCCUAUACUCCGUCAGAGGACUGAGUGCUGAUCAGAUCGACCCGACGCUCUUAGCCAAACCCAGCAAGGGCAAAAAGAAAUAACCAGGACAUAUAGAAUAUUCAGGAUUUGUUUUGUUUAUUUAACUCUUUUUAUUCCCUUUUUUAUCUUGUUAUAUGUAAUUUCACUGCCAUCUCCUUGCUUGCUUUAAGGCAGAAUGGAAAGGAGGCUUUCUGUCUGUUAACGUAACUAGGUGCCUUUAUCCUGAUACAGUAAUGUAAGAAUAAACGUGAUAAUUUCAUACUAAAGAGAAUCAUUUUAACGUUUAAGGGAAAUAAUAUUGUAAUGGUUUUUGUUCAUUUUCUGCCGAUUGGGCUAUUAAACUAUGUACACUUGUGUGUAUUUUUGUUUAACUGUUACUUGUAAUACUGUAAAUAAAGCUUGGAAAAAUUACAGCAGGUAGAUUUUUCUCUUCUCAAAUGUC
Molecule: messenger RNA, 1972 nt
Organism: Ictalurus punctatus (channel catfish)
Lineage: Eukaryota; Metazoa; Chordata; Actinopteri; Siluriformes; Ictaluridae
Product: splicing regulator SDE2
Exons: 7
Coding region: 138-1592 (484 amino acids)
Cellular component (GO): nucleus
Source: RefSeq, a predicted model, not a curated record